Oncorhynchus keta (chum salmon) is the source of this 2639-nucleotide messenger RNA. RefSeq names its product glypican-1-like. Gene Ontology annotation, cellular component: plasma membrane; synapse; cell surface. NCBI's taxonomy places the organism in Eukaryota, Metazoa, Chordata, Actinopteri, Salmoniformes, Salmonidae. The record is from RefSeq and is a predicted model, not a curated record. The transcript is spliced from 9 exons. Gene Ontology annotation, biological process: cell migration; negative regulation of fibroblast growth factor receptor signaling pathway; regulation of protein localization to membrane. Gene Ontology annotation, molecular function: fibroblast growth factor binding. The coding region runs from base 583 to 2244 and encodes 553 amino acids.
GUGUCAUCCUCUGUUCUCUGCGGGGCAGGACCUAAACAGCUGCUCCGCAGUAAAACCAGCCCGGGUAUCCCAGCGCGUCUCCAAUCCGCUCCAAUCCUACAGGCUGUGCUACGUGCUCAGCUCACAACACUCGGCUUUUCUCUCUGACACAUCUCCGUUAUUUGUAAAGGAGUUCACCUGAUCCAUGUAAUUCACUUAAAUCCAAGAUUAUUGUGAAUAUUCACAGACAAAAGCAGAGCCUUUAUUUUCUACGUUUUAUUGGUGGAUUUGGAUUAAACGUGUUACAGUAAUUAAUUUGAUAUUUAUUUGUGAGCGGUUCUGUCUAGUAGACUCACCACUGCGAGGACAGGCUGAUCUUGACAGUCACAGCGUGCACCAGAAUCGCACGUCGUCACAGGACUCCGGGGAGAGUUGACAGAUUGCUCAGCUGGUGUUUGCAGCUGUAUCCUCGGCGCCAAAGCGAGAUACAUUACCAAGGAAGGCUUUAUCUACCGGUUGGAUGCCAUACGAGGCUUUGUAGGUCUUCUUUUAAUUGCCUCGACUCGUUCUCUUGGAUCUACACCUUGCUGUUUGGUUGUCAGUAUGGAUUUCCUACCGGCUCUUCUAUUCUUUUUUCUAUCCGCUGUCCCGUUGUCGGCGGACAAUGCGAACAGUAAAGCCCGGAGCUGUUUGGAUGUCCGACAGUUCUACAGCGGGAAAGGCUUCACCCUCAACGGGGUGCCACAGACAGAGAUAUCUGGUGAGCACCUGCGGAUCUGUCCCCAGGGGUACACCUGCUGUACCAGUGCCAUGGAGGAGACCCUGUCCAACCUGAGUCGCAGGGAGUUUGAGGGGCUGGUCAGAGAGGCAGGGCGCUCGCUACAGGCCUCCCUCAACACACAGUACAGGAGCUUCGACACGUACUUCACAGACCUCUUGAACAGAUCCGAGCGUUCCCUUCAAGAGUCCUUCCUGGCCACGCUGGGCUCUCUCUACUCCAAGAACGCCCCUGUGUUCCAGGACCUGUACGCUGACCUGCGUCGCUACUACCGUGGCUCCGCUGUCAACCUGGAGGAGACGCUCAACGACUUCUGGGCACGGCUGCUGGAGCGACUGUUCAAGGCCUCCUCCCUCCCACAGUACACUCUCACUGAUGACUACCUGGAGUGUGUGGCCAAGCAAACGGAGACCCUGCGGCCCUUUGGGGACGUCCCCCGUGACCUCAAGCCCAAGGUCACCAGGGCCUUCGUGGCGGCGCGGUCAUUCGUCCAGGGCUUGACUGUCAGUGGGGAGGUGGUCCGCAAAGUCUCCCAGGUUCCUCUGAGCCCAGAGUGUACCCGUGCUAUGAUGAAGCUUGUGUACUGCCCCCACUGUAGAGGCCUGGCCUCCGUCAAGCCCUGUGCCAACUACUGCAGAAACGUCAUGAAGGGCUGCCUUGCCAACCAGGCCGACCUGGACACCGAGUGGCAGAACCUCGUCGACACCAUGCUGCAGGUGGCGUCUAGUUUCAGUGCUGACCCCAGUGUGGAUGUGGUCAUCUACUCCCUCCCCAUCCGCAUCUCAGAGGCCAUCCUCUACAUGCAGGAGAACACAGAGGUCUUCACCAGCAAGGUGUUCCAGGCCUGUGGGACCCCCAGGGUGGCAGACACACAGAGCUCAGGGUCUGAGGAGAGAAAGAAGAGAGUGAACCCUGCCAGCACCGCAAUGGAGUACAAACCCAGCCCCACUGUAGGGGUCCCACUGGAGAUGCAGAUAUCUGAUGUGUCUAGUAAGCUGCGGGAGAUGCAGCAGUACUGGGUCCAGCUGCCAGCUGCUCUGUGCAAUAGUAAAGUGGCAGCAGGAGCAGCUGGUGACAAGUGCUGGAAUGGCAUGACCAAGGCCAGGUAUCUUCCUGAGGUGAUGGGUGACGGCCUGGCCAGCCAGAUCAAUAACCCCGAGGUGGAAAUUGACAUCACCAAGCCAGACAUGACUAUCCGCCAGCAAAUCAUGCAGCUGAAGAUCAUGACCAACCGGCUGAGGAACGCCCUCAACGGCAACGACGUGGACUUCCAGGAUGCCAGUGAUGACAUCAGCGGUUCAGGAAGUGGAAUGUGUACAGGCGAGUCAUGUGCUCGUAGCGGACCUCGUGUCAUUGUGCCCAAAACAGACAGCACCAGAUACUACAAUCCUCCCGAGAACAAGAAGGUGAAGGGCACAGGAACCCAGACCCACCCCUCUAUCCUCCUCCCCCUGCUCUCAUUGGCCACACUGCUGCUCAGGCGAUAAUGAACAGGUGGUGCAUCCAAUUGAGACUGUGUUUUGAGAUGGAAUAGAAGAGGAAAAAAGGGCGAUUGGUGGGUAACUUUGCCAAAUAGGAAAGGAUUGUCAUUGAAUAAAUGGACUACCUUUUUUUUGAUGAGAAAAAAAGCAAAGAACAUUAAUAUUCCUUUUUUUUUUUUGCUUGUUUAUAUUUUUUUAAUGUGGCAAGUAGAGCUGGUCUUUGGCUUCUUUUUAUUGUUUCUAUGCUUGGGUGGUGAACAAGGAUGGUUUACAUGCUAGAUGUGAUGUUUGGAUGCCACAGGCUUCUUAGUGAAUAUGCCAUUCUAAUGUAAAGUCAACGUGACCUUGUUGCAAUGUUCUAACAAUGCCAAUAACAGCGAUGUUGUGAGAACACUGUGAAA